Molecule: messenger RNA, 668 nt
Organism: Aspergillus fijiensis CBS 313.89
Lineage: Eukaryota; Fungi; Ascomycota; Eurotiomycetes; Eurotiales; Aspergillaceae
Exons: 1
Coding region: 406-621 (71 amino acids)
Source: RefSeq, a predicted model, not a curated record
ACCGCUGCGGAGACUCCUGGGAUCUAUUUCGCGAAAUCAGUAUACUAACUCGUCUCUAGCACUCCGGUGUCCUCCUCCAGUACUACGGCCUGACUGAGGCCAACUACUACACCGUUCUCUUCGGUGUCUCCCGUGCUCUGGGUGUCUUGCCCCAGCUGAUCAUUGACCGUGCUCUUGGUGCCCCCAUCGAGCGCCCCAAGAGUUUCAGCACCGAGGCCUACGCCAAGCUUGUCGGUGCUAAGCUGUAGAUUUGUCAAUGAUAUGAAACCCCCCCGGAGGAUGUGGAGUUUUUGUUACGAAUAAACACUUUAUACUUUGUAUUAUGCCUAUCUUAUUCUUGGAUUAUCCCUCUUUUUUUCUUUUUGCCUGGGAUUUGCCAAGUGUUGGGGUUGGCUCGAUUAAUGUAUGAUAGGACAUGGUUCGAGUGAGCCUAGUAACAACACUUUUAACAUGAUCAGUCAAUUUCCAAAGACAUUCCGGUUGCAUUCCUGCCUUUCUUCCUAUCUUUCUUCCUUUUUCUUAUUUCCCUCUCUAAUCUGUUUGUUUUCCUCACUCUCUUCACCUAAUCUGCGUGCCAUGUUGUACACGGGCUUUGAGAUGGAAUGGGCUCUAUCCACCUAAGUAGGUAGACUGAAGGGUGAGCGCGGCUGGUGUGAAGUAGACAGGCA